AUGACGUCAAAUAAUGCAGACGAUCCGUGGGACUGGGGCGUCGACAGACUCUUCCAGGAGCUUUACACAUGGCCUAAUCCCGAUGGCUUCUUGAAACCUGAUCCGGUCGCGCUACAAAAUACCUUAAAAGAGCAGAAUGUCACAGGAGCAGUGUUUUUAAUGUCCAUCGACAAGGCAGCAGUGAGGAAAGACCUUGCAGUGCAGGGCCUCAACCAGCGUACAUUCGUGCUUGCCGCGAUUUCCUAUUUCAAACUCAAAAGCAAAAAAUGGCUUGCGAUGAAUCCGCAUGUUCAGCCCGCCAGAAGUUUCCCUCCGUCCAACAGCCUCGGUGGCUUCCAAGGCAGUUCUACCGAUGCGGCUGCGUCAGUGGUCGAUCUUGCACAUCGACAGCUUCUCGCAGAAGCUGCCGUUGGUGCAAAGGCGUUUGGUACCCCAAUACGUACUCCCUCAGACGACCUUUUUGUCAAUAAGGAGCAGCCCGACUUCGAGGAAUCCACAGCGAAGAGACGCAAGCUUGAUGUCGCUGACCCAAGUGCCGAGCAAGCUCCGCAAUUUGAAGAUGAUGACCAGGGCUCCAAGUUUUCCAUUUAUACUUCGCAAGGGCCAAUCAUCAACGAUCCUGCUAUCAAUCCUGGUGUCGACCAAUCCACCCCAAAGGCCGAACAGAACCAAGUCGCAGGUUCCAACCUUCCAGACUCUCCUGUCAAACCCAAAAGGAGACUCAAUCUGGCAGAAUUGACCACCGAGCCCCUCCCGGAGAACGUUGUUAGAAAUCGCCAUGAUCCAAGUGCCGCUGACUUCGUCGCUCAUCUACUUGGGCCGACGCCAUUGGAAGGCUUUCUUUCUAUCUAUGACCAGAUCGGGGGUGAAGAGACCGCCUUGGAAGGCAUUCUUCCUGCUUAUCAUCAGAUCGGAAAUCAACAGGUCGACGACGCACAAAGGAGAUUGGCGCCGAUUAUCAUCGAUACCGACAUCGACGAGUAUCGGAACAAGGAAGUAGCAGCCUACUAUAGCUGCUUUCAACGUGAUCGUGUUAACCAAGUCGCUGAAGACAACUUGGCUCAUGAUUCCGAUGCUGAUGCCGCUAUGCAGCUUCAUCUCGAAAAUUCCUCUCAGCCUACCGACAGUCAAUCACACGUCGAAGGUAUAUCUGUCAACGCUUAUACUACCAAGUCAAAUCGAUCUCGGGAUUCUCUGCAACGAGUAGUUGCGUAUCUUGGUAAGGGCAAGCUGCCUGUUGACGAUGUCUUCUACGAAGGUAUCAAGUUUGGCCAAGAGCUUAACGUAGAGGACAUGACCAAAGAUGACUAUGAAAUAUCAUUGCACAUGGGAAGUGCCAAACCCCCGGGUCUUGUCAGAUAUGUCAACAAGCUUAUGCGAAAUUUCCUUCUUAGCAAGGCUGCCGUGACCCGCGAAUCCCGAGCCACCGUCACCCUCAUCUCAAAGAUCAACAAGGGGAAUCAGCCUGUGACUCAAAACUUGACUCGAGUCUCGAAAAUCAUCAGACCGGCAAAAUUCACGGAUAGUCUGUUGGCUGUAGAUAUUAGGCGCAAUGGGCAGGUAUUCACGGCUGUUCGCACCUACUACGAAGGUGAUGAUGCUAAGUCUGGACUUAUGGGCUUCUUCCAAACUCCAUCUUUCACUCUGUACUAUCACAAUUCAAAAGGGAAAUGCCGUGCCAGACGAGAGAAGGUUGUUGAUUGGCCCCAACUACUAGGUGAUAAGUCAGUAGAUGAGUUCAAGUCUCUAGAUCCGUUCCAAGUCAUGAGCAUGCGCCCAGAGCCCCAGGGAGCGGAUCCUGAUUUCCUUGCGAAGAAAUGGGGAGGAGCCGCCGACGACACAGAACUGCCCUUGUUUGGCGAAUCAGGCUCCGAGGACGACUUUGAAGAGGAUCCAGUCUUUUGGCGCGAAUGGGAGCAGGAACAAGGCCAUGUCCUUCCGAUUGUGCACCAAAGAUCGAAGAAGAGAUCUGUGAUCACUGCAGAAGAAGUCAACGCCGCUAUUGACGAGGCAAUUACCAACCUGAUUACGAAUUGGCAAGAUAAGCAGCAGCCGAAGAUAGAAAAGACUGCAUAUCGCAUCUGGCGCAAAUCUCACAACCACGGUACAGAGUGGGAAGAUGUUGAGGCUUUUGAAGAGCGUAUUGGGUAUCUGCAGAGCCGUCUAUCCAAGCUGCGCGAGGAGUUUCAUACUCUCCCUUGGUCAAGAUACAGUGAGGUCGUAGGUAAAGCAUAUGUCAUGGAGCCUACGGUCUUUGAGCGCGAAUAUCUCCGAUGGAAAAUCGCUGUGCUUAAGCAAGAUGACGUCCCAGACAAACCUAUGAAGCAAGCCAAAUCUGCUUCCGCCACGGUCAUGGAAUCUGGUGCUGUUGAUAAUAACCAAAAGAAAAAUUCUCUCGACGACGACAGCGAUGGCCUAGGUGAUUUUGUUGUUUCGGAUGACGAAGAUGAAGUCGACGUUCCUGAACACUCCUCGGUAGCUUCCGACGAUGACGACGACGAAGCUGGUUUCAUUGGUUCAGGCACACCAAGAUCUGUCAAAUCGCUGCUUGAGGAUCAGUCCGAGCAAGAUGCGUUGGCCAAUGACCAACCAAAACCAGUGUCUGCUACUUCACAAGUUGAGAGCAGCCAUUCAGAACAAGACCAGCCAUCCGAUAAAGAGCUGGAUCCUAAUCUUGACGAGCUUUUCACGACUGCCAGCAAAUUCAGCACUCCACGCAAGUCGACUAAAUCUGAUGCAAAGCCUAAUGCGUUCAUUGAUUUGACGGCAGACUCUCCACCAAAACAAUCUGAUUCUUCCUCUGGAGUUCUUAUCGAUCUCUGUACCCCAGAGAAGCCAGCAUCAAUGUCACCAGUGAGAUCCAUUCCCAAGAUCAAGAUGAAACCUCUCCGCAGUCCUAGCCCUGGCCCCGUUAAGUCAGCAAUUUAUGGAGAAUUACCUCCGGAUGUCGAUCCUGCCGUUAUAUCACAAUUCUCAUACGGUUUCUAUGAGGCCUUGGGUGACCGGGAGAGACUGUUGGUUCGGAUCUUCCACAAAAUGAAGCAACAUGACAGAGACCGGCAGCUUGAGUUCUUCGCCCACUUUUCCGAUGUCAAACUCUGGGCUAUGAUGAAGUCCACCAUUCAGGAGCAUCUCAAAAGCGAAGGGAGUGUCCAGGGCGAUCCCAACCGUGAAGGCUUCGAUCGGCUCACAAUUCUUGUUCAAAUCUUUUUAAUGUUUAUUGCGUGCAAAUUCUUUCCUUGGAAUGAUGAGCCACUGCCGGAUGCAUCCCUACAUGGUGCUUUGCACAACAAAGAAAAGCAUUACCCGCGAUUCUUCCAGAUUGGAUGCCAAGUAUACCGCUACUUCAAUGACUCUUUCCGUGCUCUGCAGCCGGCUUCACCAUCGCCAGAAAUCAGCCGCAGCAGCACCGUGGGUCUCAUAGUUAGUGAUGACGAUAGCGACGAUGACAGUGACGAGGGACCAAUUAAGCGUCAAACCAGGCGUCCGCGUCGAUCGAGAGAGAUUACGAUCAAUACUACUACAGAUGAUGAUGUACAGGCUGAAGACUCCCUACCUUUAAAGCGUAAGAAGACUAUCUUGGAAGAUGCUGGAGCCCGAUCUCUUCGUGAAAGAAAUCGCGAACGCUUAGCUGAGCAAGAACGUCGUCGUCAAACACUCAAGGCCAAGCUUGCACAGUAUGGUAGCUCUCUCGAUAGAGGCGUGGAAUUUUACCAGAUAAACGAUGCUGCAGCCGAAGGUCAAAAGCCAAUUUUUGUCCAUGAAGACUUCCGCAGAUGCAUCAAACCCCAUCAAAUGAACGGCGUUCGCUUCAUGUGGAACCAGAUUGUCACAACCGACGGCGAAGAAAACAUGCAAGGCUGCCUGCUAGCUCAUACUAUGGGUCUAGGAAAGACUAUGCAAACUAUAUGCCUGCUCGUCGCUAUCGCAGAGGCGGCUGCAUCCCCAGAUGAAUCAAUCUCUUCUCAAAUCCCUGAUAGCCUGAAGCAAACAAAAGCUCUCAUUCUCUGCCCAGCAGGCUUAAUUGAUAAUUGGAUGGAUGAACUUUUAGGCUGGACUCCUCCAGACAUAUUGGGAAAUCUAUGGAAGUUAAACAGUUUUGAUAUAUCUGAGCGCUUAGAUGCAAUUUCAGAGUGGCAUGAAGCUGGGGGAGUUUUGUUAUGCUCUUACGAUGGAUUUCGCAAUAUGCUCACAAAUUCGGCCGGUAAGAAGCAAGGCGCUCGUCUUACCCAAGAAGAACACAUGCGCGUUCAAGACCAGCUUCUGAACGGUCCAAAUAUCGUCAUCGCUGACGAGGCGCAUAAGAUGAAGAACACUUCCUCGAAGCUCACGAAAGUCGCAACUCAAUUUCGCACUCUCUCGAGGAUUGCUCUAACUGGCUCUCCACUUGCCAAUAAUGUUGGGGAGUACUACGCAAUGAUCAACUGGAUCGUUCACAACUACCUUGGUUCCCUGAAGGAAUUCGACCGCAAAUAUAAGAAUCCUAUCGAAGCCGGUCUAUUCGUCGAGAGUACGCAACCUGAGAGACGCACGUGCCUCAAGAAGCUAAAACAACUGAAUGAGGAACUCCGUCUCAAGGUUGACCGUGCCGGUAUGCAAGUGCUGAAAAAUGAGCUACCUCCAAAGGUCGAAUUUGUCUUGACACUGCCGUUGACGGAUAUUCAGCGCAAGGUCUACUCGAUGUACAUCGAGACACUGAAUGCGAGCCGCAACCAACUAACCAAGGAUGGCGAGGUGAAAACUACAACCUUAUGGUCUUGGAUCGCAACCCUGUCGCUGCUGUGUAAUCACCCCUACUGCUUCAGCACCAAGAUUCAAGAGCGGAAGGGAGCCCCUGAAAGUGACAAGGACCGUGGAGAACUUUCUUCGGCUCGUGCUCCUAACGACCAAGACGAUACCACAGUGGCCGAUGUGGUGAACGUGCCUCUUGCCGACACCGGAUUAUCACAAAGCUUUGUCAACGAGGUCAUGGAGCUUUUCAAUAGCGAAGAUUUACACUCAGUUGAGUUAUCUUACAAAGCCUCGAUACUUUGCCAAAUCCUGGACUGCGCUAAAGCUGUUGGAGACAAGACUCUCAUAUUCUCUUCGUCUAUUCCUACCUUGAAUUUCCUGGAGCAACUUUGCAGAACUCAAGGCAGACCCUACAAGCGGCUGGAUGGCAAGACCAACAUCCUCAAGCGUCAAGCCCAAACUAAGGAAUUCAACAAGGGGGUAGACGAAGUCUAUCUUAUCUCUACCACUGCUGGCGGACUUGGGUUGAACCUACAGAGUGCAAAUCGCGUCGUCAUCUUCGAUUUCAAGUUCAAUCCCAUUCAAGAAGAGCAAGCGGUUGGACGCGCAUACCGCAUUGGGCAGCUUAAGCCUACCUUUGUUUAUCGGUUUGUGUGUGGAGGCACUUUCGAGGAUAACAUCCAUAAUAAAACCAUAUUCAAGGCUCAACUCGCUUCAAGGGUCGUCGACAAGAAGAGUCCUUUGGUGGCCGCGAGAAAAUCCCUCGGCGAAUUUCUGCACGAGCCGAAGGAAGUCCCUCAGAAGGACAUUUCUCAUGUCAGAGGACUAGACCCAGUUCUUGACAAGGUUCUGGACCUGAACCCUGGUAUUAUCCGAAAAAUCGUGCAGACUGAUUCGUUUGAGAUUGACGACGAUGAUCGCCUUACUGCUGAGGAGAACAAGGAGGUCUUAGAGCAAAUCAGAAGCGACCAGCUUCAGCGCUUGCAGAUGAUGCCCGUCGAGAUUCCAGCCCCGGUCCUAGCAGUUCAACAAAGUCCUCGUGUUUCGCACAUCACACCCACUCUACCUCAACGAGCUCGGUUCACUCCCCCACAGAGACCUCCUUUCGAGAACUCAACCAGCGGUAGAGCUGGACCAGCGGCCUCACAUUACUUCGAAGGUUACGCACCCAUUAUGGGUGGAUUUACCAGACGCGAAUGA
Drepanopeziza brunnea f. sp. 'multigermtubi' MB_m1 is the source of this 5931-nucleotide messenger RNA. RefSeq lists its product as uncharacterized. NCBI's taxonomy places the organism in Eukaryota, Fungi, Ascomycota, Leotiomycetes, Helotiales, Drepanopezizaceae. Gene Ontology annotation, cellular component: nucleus. Gene Ontology annotation, molecular function: ATP binding; ATP-dependent chromatin remodeler activity; ATP hydrolysis activity. The record is from RefSeq and is a predicted model, not a curated record.